Talpa occidentalis (Iberian mole) is the source of this 3359-nucleotide messenger RNA. It is a transcript of the gene SLC35G1, whose product is annotated as solute carrier family 35 member G1. The coding region runs from base 1 to 1098 and encodes 365 amino acids. Gene Ontology annotation, biological process: calcium ion export across plasma membrane; regulation of cytosolic calcium ion concentration. Lineage: Eukaryota; Metazoa; Chordata; Mammalia; Eulipotyphla; Talpidae. Gene Ontology annotation, cellular component: endoplasmic reticulum membrane; plasma membrane. The record is from RefSeq and is a predicted model, not a curated record. The transcript has 3 exons.
AUGCAGCCCCUGGACAGCGCCGGGGCCGCCGAGCCGCUGGAACCUGGGCUGCCACUGACGGACGGUGAGCCCCCGGGCGCACAGGCGGAGCCGGCGGCCACCGAGGCAGGGGAGACUCCCGCCCCCAGUAGGUGCUGCCUGUGCCGCUCCUCGCCGUGCGGCUCGUGCGCGCAGCCGGAAGCCAAGAAGAAAACACCCUGUCCUGGACUUGGCUUGUUUUACACAUUAUUGUCUGCCUUCCUUUUCUCAGUGGGCUCUUUAUUUGUUAAAAAAGUGCAAGAUGUCCAUGCUGUAGAAAUUAGCGGAUUUCGAUGUGUGUUCCAAAUGCUAGUCAUUAUCCCUUGCUUAAUAUACAGAAAAACUGGGUUUAUAGGCCCAAAAGGUCAGCGAAUCUUACUCCUCUUCCGAGGCGUCCUGGGGUCUACGGCAAUGAUCCUCCUAUACUACGCGUUGCAGUCCACGUCGCUCGCUGACACCACAGUCAUCACGUUCAGCAGUCCAGUAUUUACAUCUAUAUUUGCUUGGAUAUUUCUUAAGGAAAAAUACAGUCUAUGGGAUGCUCUCUUCACCACCUUCGCAAUCACAGGAGUGAUCCUCAUUGUCAGGCCCCCGUUUUUAUUUGGUUCUAACACUACAGGGAUGGAAGAAAACUAUUCCGUUCACUUGAAGGGCACGUUCGCAGCCAUUGGACAUGCUGUAUUUGGUGCCUCGACUCUCAUUAUCUUAAGGAAAAUGGGGAAAUCUGUGGACUACUUUUUGAGCAUUUGGUAUUAUGUAAUCCUUGGCCUCAUCGAAUGCGUCAUCGUCCUCUUUAUAUUAGGAGAAUGGAGUCUGCCGUACUGUGGGCUGGAUAGACUGUUUCUCAUUUUGAUUGGGCUCUUUGGUCUGGGCGGUCAGGUGUUUCUCACCAAAGCCAUUCAAAUAGAAAAAGCAGGACCAGUAGCAAUAAUGAAGACGAUGGAUGUGGUCUUCGCUUUCAUCUUUCAGAUUAUUUUCUUUAAUGAUGUGCCCACGUGGUGGACAGUGGGUGGUGCCCUGUGCGUUCUAGCCAGUAGUACUGGAACAGCCAUUCGUAAAUGGUGCCAGAGUUCCAAAUGAAGCGUCAUCACGAAUGUGUUUUCAAAUAUACCGUCACCCAGUUCAGACCCUCCACAGAUCCACACAUCUAGAAAGGAUGACUUUACUCCAUUGAUUAUAUGGAAUAAGGUUCGUAAUUCCAGUACCCUUUUUGAACAUGGUAUGUCUUCAAUUUGUAAGAACAGCCAGUUGGUUGAGUCUAGCAAUUUUUUAUUAUUAUUUUUUUGUUCUGGAUUUGGAUUUUUGUUGUUAUUAAGAUGGCGCUGGCAAGAGGACAACUCAUUAAUUGAAGAAAAAUUGGGAAAAAAAUAUGACUAUUCUAUGUAACUUUUAAAGUGUAUUUUUGGUACUGAUGGACUAAAGGUGGGAAAGAAAUUCCAGAUAUUCUUUUAGUUAGUGUAGAUGCUAAGGAACUUACUGGUAAUAAUGCUGCUAUAAUUAAUAUGUUGAUAAUUCAUUUGAAACAUAAUUCCAUUUAGGAGGCCAAAGCUGAAACUUGGUAUAAUAGGUGCCUACUUAAUGGUGUUAAUAAUACAAAUGAGGUGGCCUUAUUAUCAAGGCUUUUAUAAAUGAUUAUCAUUCUUUUAACUCAUAUUUGUGCCUUUUCAUUUUAAUGCUGGAAUUUUUAUAUGUAAACUUUAAAAAAAAUUUGAAGUACCAAAUUUGGCUAAUAGUUUUCUGUUUAGGUGGCAUUUUAUUAGCAACUGUAGCUUUCAUUAUAUAAUUUUAAUUGCCCUCUGUUUUUUGAAGCUGUAUUAAAUUUUUCUUAACUUUCUAAGAUUUCAGGUCUUUAAAUCACAAGAGAAGUCUUGGCAUGACUAGCAUGCACAUUUCCAUCCUGAAGUGUUUUCCCCUCACUAAAAAUAUGACUUCCUGUAAAUUCUUCUUGAAUUUAUAGUGUGAUGCCAAAUAAGAUUUUCUCAGGAUUUUAUUAGGUUGAACCAUAUGAAAUUGCUGAGAUUUUACCUUUUUAACUUAAGAACACUGUUGUUUCUUAUGGUUUUUCCUAAUAGAUACCUCUCAUACCCUCUAAACCAAAUACUUAGAGGACUUUGAAAUAUAUAUAUAUUUUUAAAUAACUUUUUAAAGUACGGUAAUCCUAAUUAAACUUAUUUUUAUAGUCUUUUUCCCUUAUGAGUUACAUGUGAUAAUGCUUUAUGUUAUAUGUUAAAUGUAAAGACCUGUGAAUCAUUGGUUGACUUUUUGUAGUUUCUUGAAAAGAAAAAAAUCAGUUCAUUUUCUGUAUCAGUAUGAUAUUAAAUGUCAAAGCUGUACCAUGUAACCAGCGUAAGAUCUCAAAAAACACAUUUUAUAUCUGGAACUUCAUGCCAAUACUCUGCAUUUAAAGAGAGAAUUUAAUAUUUAGGAAAGCUUGGGAAAUUAAGCAGGAAGUAAUGCAAAUGAUCCUUUUGUCACAGUGAUUCCUUUAUGGGUGAAGGUAUAAUGGCCUCCAGCUCUUACUGUGUCAGACCCUGUUGUUUAAUAUUAUCUUAAGCCUACAGAUUUGAAAGAUGGUAGGGAUUUUCACCAUCUUCUCAUCACAACUCUUCCAAAGAAGGAACUUGGCUUCUGAGGUAUAUGCCUGAGUGAGAAAGGAUCUUUUCCAAUACUUCCAAGAAGGAAUGUCUGACUUGCUGAUCUUCCCAAAUGCUUCCCACUUGAAAAUUCCUAAAUGAAGUCUAUUUAGGGGAGUCACCUCUAUCAUCAUAACUUUAUCCUAAUCCACAAUAUUGGGGUUGAGAGUUGCAAAAGCAUCGUUUUGUAAGUAUUUUAGGUAACGAUAUAAUUGGAGCAUUUUAGAGUUCUAUGGUUAGAAAUUCUCUUGCUCUGUAGAUAAAGAUGCUAGAGAGAAGAUCUGACUGAAAUGGUUUCCAUGGCCUUUCCCCCUCCCUUAGUUCCAUGACAAGUAUGAAAAGUAAACCACUGAGGAGCUCUCUAAAGUAAAUUAACUCUCAGGGAUCCCUUCCCAGUUCUUUACCGUAUAUAAUAAGAGAACCUAUGGGACCUUGAAAGUUAAAUUCCUUUGGACCUAUAUAUUAGAGACAUGUUUUAUUUCAACAGUGUGGUUUAAGUACUUGAAUGUCACAAAAAAUGUUUCUUCUCCCAACUUUUACAGGGUGUGAUUCUUAAAUGCUUUUUUUAAUGUUCCAGGUAUAUAUAAGGAUAUGUAUUGUAACCAAUAUGGGUGUGUAUAUUUUGCAAAGAUUGUAGUGUCUAUCUUGAGAAGGAAACUAUUUUCAUAAAUUGUUUUUAUUUUAUAAGUACUAAUAAAAUUAAUAUGA